Molecule: messenger RNA, 826 nt
Organism: Micropterus dolomieu (smallmouth bass)
Lineage: Eukaryota; Metazoa; Chordata; Actinopteri; Centrarchiformes; Centrarchidae
Exons: 6
Coding region: 6-716 (236 amino acids)
Biological process (GO): response to bacterium
Source: RefSeq, a predicted model, not a curated record
CGGUAAUGCACACAAUGAAGAGCUUCACCUUAAUAACAGCCUUACUUCUCUGCAGCCUCAGCUGGAUCUCUGACUCAGUUUCUGAGUCUCAGACUGUGGAGGUCCAGUCUGGUGAAGAAGUCACUCUGCUGUGCUCCAACAUUUCCAGAACUCCAACUCAGACAGACUGGUUCAGACUGAUCAACAGAACCAAACCCAGCUGUAUCUCCUCCAUGUUCACGUCUGAUCGGAAUGCUUCAUUCUGUCACGGAUUUCAAAAUGGAAGAUUUGAAAUGAGCUCCAAUGUCUCCACUGUCUUUCUUAAAAUCAAAAAAGUGGAUUUAUCUGACUCUGGACUGUAUUUCUGUGGAUUUUACGUGAAGACACAUACAGUCAUUGCCUGUGCAACACAUUUAAAUGUUCCAGGUAUUGGUGACUCUGAUGAUGAAGUGGAUUUUAAGACUAAAAAGGAGCUGGAUGGAAUUACAAACCUAAUGAGUUUGAUCCUGGUUGGUCUGACUGUUUUCCUCACUAUAGUCGUCAUUGUUCUGGCUGUUAAAAUCAGGAAACUUCAGACAGCUGAGAAUGAAGAACUGCAGCCAGAGGAAAACAAGAAUCUGGGCUCAGAUGACCUGAACUAUGCAGCUCUAAGUUUCCAGGCAAAACUGAACAAACCCCGCAGGCCUGCAUCUCAGAGAGAGCUGGAGCCAAAUGUUGUGUAUGCUGCCACCAGAUAGACUCAGAAAGCAACUGGAACUGCAGCUCUGAGUGGAACUGAUGCUUUAUGAUAUUAAUCUACUGUUGUGCUUUUGUGUGUGCGUAUAGUGAGUGGAAUGAGUCACUGUCA